AUGGCCUCGAAUGGAAUCACAGCGUUGGCCGAUGAUGAUCAGUCGGCUCAGGCUGGUGUCAACGAAAAGAUGAAACCUCCCUCGGAGCAACCCGUAACUCCAAUGCUGACAGAAGAGCAACGUGUGCUGGACCGAAAGAUCUUACGAAAGAUCGAUCUCCUGAUUCUACCCAUAUGUGCCAUGAAUCAUUUCUUCUCAUCCAUGGAUCGUUCCGAUAUUGGAAAUGCCAGACUAGCAGGGUUCAAAAAGGACAACCACCUCUCUGCCACUCAGUUCUCGACUGUGGUAUCAAUGUUCCAUGUCGGCUCCAUAAUCAGCCAGCCUGUUAGCGGCCUUCUGAUCCGAUUCGUCGAGGCAUAUAUCCUACUUGGAUUUGCGAACAUUACGUGGGGAAUUUGCACUAUCAUGCUACUCUUUUCCACAAGUGUGGUCCUACCAAGCCUACUCCGGGUUCUUAUUGGAGCAGCCGAAGGCUUGACUCAGAUAAAUACCGUAUAUUUAACAAUGUGGUACACGAAAGAGGAAAUCGCCACGAGAACAGGGCUCUGGAUCUCCUUCGGUGCCCUAGCCGGUGCUUUCAAUGGACUGAUUGCCUGGGGGGUCCAGCAUAAUGUUCACUCAAACACCUUAAGGUCCUGGCAGGUGCUUUUUCUACUUGAGGGGACGUUUCCCAUCUUAUUCGGGCCAGUCAUAUUAUACUUCUAUCCGUCAUCUCCAACUAAAGUGAAAAAGUACUUCUCGGAAGAAGAGAAGGGAAUUUGUAUCGCCCGCACACAACGAGCCGGAAAUACCGUCGACAGAGCAAGCAAUAUUAGAGAAGCAAUAACUAUAUUUCGUAAGCCAGAAACUUACGGUAUGCUGAUUGCACAUUUCUGCGUCCUGUGGGCAGCAUCUGGGUUCGCUAAUUUUCUUCCAACAAUCAUCGACGGUCUCGGGUUCAGCGCAGUGGAGAGCCAACUCCUUACGAUCCCUGUGUGCAUCGUCAGUUUUUUAUCCGUGAACUUUUUCUGCUACUAUAGCGACCGGCUUCAAUUGCGUGGCCCUCUAAUAUUGGGUCUAGCGGUUGUCUCGGCCAUUGGAUUCACGAUGCUGGCAGCGCUAUCCAGCAAGGGUCCACGAGUAUUUGCCCUCUACAUUAUCAGUUUCAGUGUUUACUCAUUGAUUCCACUUACUCUCACAUUUCUUUGUGUGAACACCGUCGGGCUUUCUAGACGUGCUCUAGUCAUUUCGAUACAGAAUGCCUUUGGUCAAUUUGGGGGCCUGGCUGUGAGCUAUACGUACAUGCAUAAGCCGCGGUAUCUCGAGGGAACCUUGACAACUAUAGGUUUUUUGUGUGUUCUGAUUACUACAAUAGGUGCUUUGGAUCUUUACUUCAUCGCUCGGAACCGGGCUAAAGCUGCAGAUGUUGGGUCAGAACUGUGGGAGAAGAAUCGCACCAAGUCGUUUGAUGAGUUGGGAACAGAUCACCCAGAGUUUACAUAUACUGUUUAA
Messenger RNA from Penicillium pulvis, 1491 nucleotides. RefSeq lists its product as uncharacterized. Gene Ontology annotation, cellular component: membrane. Gene Ontology annotation, biological process: transmembrane transport. Bases 1 to 1491 code for a protein of 496 amino acids. NCBI's taxonomy places the organism in Eukaryota, Fungi, Ascomycota, Eurotiomycetes, Eurotiales, Aspergillaceae. Gene Ontology annotation, molecular function: transmembrane transporter activity. The record is from RefSeq and is a predicted model, not a curated record. The transcript has a single exon.